Linderina pennispora is the source of this 2849-nucleotide messenger RNA. RefSeq lists its product as uncharacterized. The coding region runs from base 188 to 2755 and encodes 855 amino acids. Lineage: Eukaryota; Fungi; Kickxellomycota; Kickxellomycetes; Kickxellales; Kickxellaceae. The record is from RefSeq and is a predicted model, not a curated record. The transcript has a single exon. Gene Ontology annotation, cellular component: cytoplasmic stress granule. Gene Ontology annotation, biological process: cytoplasmic stress granule assembly. Gene Ontology annotation, molecular function: RNA binding.
CUGGCCUUCAAAAGCGCGAACCCAAAUUAGCACCGUAGCCGUCGCCCAUCAUUCGUUUCGCGAGGAAAAAAUAGCUGGGUACUUUUCGACAACCUCUGCAUUUCUCCUCCACUGUUUGCGUGACCACUCUUUUUCUAUUUUAUCUUUGCCUUUAUUUCUUCAUUUCCUGAACGCUCAUUUCACAAAGAUGGGAGGAGGUACACGGGCUAGCAGCAAGCCUGGCAGCAAUCGGUGGACAGCCGGGCCGCCGCAAUUCAGCAACCGCCAAGGAAAGGCCAGCGAGCAGACAGCCAAGCCUGCAGCGCGCACAGCAAAGGCCACGGACACAGUCGCCAACGGGCCCGGGUUUAUCGAGGGCGAGCCCAUGGAGCAAGUCAAUGCAAUGAACCAGCGGCUCAUAUUCCUUCUGUCGUUCCUUGUCGGCACCGAGGUCGCAGUGGUGACGCGCACAGUGACGUACCAGGGAAUCCUGGACUCAGUCAAUCCGACAGACGCGCAGAGCGUGGUGCUCCGGUACGCGUACACGGUGGGCGCCAGCCGCACCAUCCCGCCAACAGACACGCUGGUGAUCAACGGUUCCGAUUGCCUGUCGAUCAGCGGAACAGCCGGGUUCGACCACGAGGUCAAGGAGACGACCCGCACAGGCUUCAAGACCGACACGGACAUUAGCCGGGUUGGCGAGACCGGCGAGCGCGAACUACACCGGUGGGUGCCCGACGAGGGCGACGAUCUGGCGCUCGAGUCGCUGGACGCGUCGGGCGGCUCGUGGGACCAGUUUGCCACCAACGAGCGACUGUUUGGGCUGACGACGGACUUUGACGAGGAGAUUUAUACAACCAAGCUUGACCGGUCGAGCGCCAAGUACAAGGAGCGCGAGCGCGAGGCUGUGCGGAUUGCACAGGAGAUCCAGAACGCGCCGUUCAUGAACGCGCACGUGGCCGAGGAGCGCCAGGAAAUCACCAAGGGCGAUGACGGCAUGGAUGAGGAAGACCGGUACGGUGCGGUUCUGCGACCUGGCACCAAGUACGUGCCGCCAUAUCUGCGUGCCAAGGAGGCAUCUGCCGAUCAGUCCGCUGAGCCAGCCCGCCGGAGCUCCGCCACACCCCAGCCACAGCCCGAGGUGGCCGGUGUGGCGGUCCAUGGGUCUGCGUCAGCGCAAAGCAAGCUCAGUGAUGCGCCCAAGCCGGCACCCAAUAAUGCUGUGGCAGCAGCGGCCUUGGCCAAGCUCAACAUCCGGAUGACUGGACACACGCCGUCGCCCAAGACCGACGCCAUGUCAAGCAGCGCGUCGGCGUCGGCAUCGCCCGAUCCUGGAGCCAGCACACUCCCAGACCCGGCGAUUGCUGCGCUGAGCCCACGCAUCAGCGGACAGUCAAGCAAGCUGGCCAACCUGCGCGGAAUCAAGGACCGUCCCGAGAUUGCGGCGCUGAACAAGCCAAUGGCAGAUAUUACGGAGAAGCUGAACUCGGAGCGCGAACGCAUCCAGCAGCGCAAGCAGGCGGUGCUGAAGACACGCAUGUCGGAGCUCGUCAAGUUCCACCACUCGUUCAAGCUGAGCAGUCCGAUGCCAGACGAUGUGGCAGAAAUUGUUGGAGCCAAGAAGCGCCAGCCGUCGCCAAAGGCUGCUGAGGAACCGCCCAAGAAAGCAGAGGAGACCAAGAAGCCGGUAGAGGAGGGGAAGAAGCCGGCGGAGACCAAGAAGCCGGUAGAGGAGGGGAAGAAGCCGGCGGAGACCAAGAAGGAAGAGCUCAAGCAGGCCGAGGAGCCAGUAAAGGCUGAGGAGCCAAAGAAGACCGACGAGCCAACGAAGACCAGCGAGGCAAAGAAGGCCGACGACAAGAAAGGCUUCAAAUUCAACGCCAAGGCAGCGUCCUUCAAGCCCAGCGCCUCGGCCACGCCCUUUGUGCCCAAGGCUGCGUCGAAGCCUGUCCAACCCGAGUACAACCUGUUCUUUGGCCGACGCAUGCUCGACCGCACGCCCAAGGCGCUGUGGGGUGGGUCGUUCAAGAUGACACCCGGUAGCUCUCCAGACGACUCCUCGCCGACAUGGCCGUUCGGGUCGCGUCCGUACCGCAGCCAGUACGGCUUUGACGAGCCCGACCCCAUGAUGAUGUAUGCCCAGCAGUACGGCAUGCCGCAGGGCUACUAUGGCUACAUGCAGUACCCGUACCAGCAGCCGCCGAUGAUGGCUGGCGGCCCACCACGCAUGCCGACAUCGGCGCCCUACUCCACUCCGCCCUACGGAAUGCCGGCGUAUGCACCGAACCCGUAUACAUCGGCGCCCAGCUACCCGUCGCCGAUGAUGGCCGCUGGGCGCUCGCCGGUGAUCUCCGCCGUCAACGGCCCGACGCCGCCCACAGCCCACCCGCUGCCGCACGUGCAGGGCAGCGGAUCGGGUGCCAGCAGCGCACACAUGGCUACCACACCUGAGAUGGGACCAGCGGUGCCGCCCACGCCGCCCAUGCUCAGCAGCCAGCAGCACAUGGCCAGGACGGGCGCCGAUAGCCCCAGCGUCAUGUAUGGCAACGUCCCGCCUGUGCCUAUGGGCAUGGUGCCGCCGAUGCCGUUCAAUGGCAUGCAGCCUGGGUAUAUGGGCCCCCCGCCGCCGCAGGGGUACCCGAACAUGCCGAUGCCCAUGGGAUACCCGCAGUACCCGCCGCAGACAUACGGUGCGUCGCCACCCGGCAUGGUCAUGAUGCACACGCCGCCGCACCCGGACCAGCAGGGCCAGGCGCCGCCGCCACCAGGCUACUGAAUCUGCUCUUCUCCUCCAGCCCGGAUCUUCCGGCGCCCAGUGCUUACCUAAAACAAAACUCACUAUAAAAAAUCCAAUAAACACCACUCCCAAC